This is a messenger RNA of Aegilops tauschii subsp. strangulata, 765 nucleotides long. RefSeq lists its product as uncharacterized. Gene Ontology annotation, molecular function: DNA-binding transcription factor activity. NCBI's taxonomy places the organism in Eukaryota, Viridiplantae, Streptophyta, Magnoliopsida, Poales, Poaceae. The record is from RefSeq and is a predicted model, not a curated record.
CGCGCGCACACACACACACAAACCAUAUACGAGACACGGCCAUAGACCAGCCAGGAGCGAGCACUAUGGAACGAGCGAGCAGCAGCAGCGCACAGGACGAUGAGCUCAGCCUUGAGCUUACCCUGGCCGCCGUGGUGCCGGCGCCUGGCACACCGGACGGCUUCUUCCUCUGCGUCCACUGCGACCGCAAGUUCCGCAGCUCGCAGGCACUCGGCGGCCACCAGAACGCGCACAAGCAAGAGCGUGCCAUCGCCAAGCGCCGGCGAGAGGCUGCCGCGGCAGCCACCCGUGCAGAGGAAUCAAGGUCAAGGAAGGCGGGGAGGCAUGCUGCUACUGCUACUCGGAUGCCCGAGCCAGCAGACGGCAAGCAGGGCGGGAGCUCGUCCAAGCGUGGUGACGACGACGAGGUGGACUUGUCUCUCCGGCUCUAAGCAAUCCCUCCAUCGAUCUUCUAAUAUAGGAGGAUUCGUGUUAUUUCCUGCUAGGACCAAGGGCUUUGGACGGCAGCGAGGCAAGCUGGCGGAUCAAAGAGGUAAGUUGACCAUGUAUGUCAUUUGACAAAACCAUUACUGAGCAGUUACAACUACAACUACUUGUGAGUGUUUUUUUCUUACCCGGUUUUCCACCUUGUGAGUGCAAACCUCUCGCAGACACAUAUUUCCGUUAUUUUUGCUCUAUGCUAAGCAAGUCAAUGUGGUUCAGUUGUCGGGUCGGAAUUCAAGAACUCGCUAUAUUCAUUUUGAAAAAGCAUAAUCAGUCAAAUCA